AGUCAUUCCGUAGUUCAUUGUGGUAUUUGUCGAUUGUUCUUCCACUUUUAAAGCACUUUGAAUAUUGUGACAAACAAAUACAUAAGAUAUUUUUCAAAGCUUGAUAUUUGGGAAAAUUGACAUUAAAUGCAUAAUGCAGAUUUGUAUGCUCCUAGUUCUUGUGAUAUCAGAGACAUCAAAUGCAGGUUAUUUUAAGUGGAUAAAAAAGGCUGUUUCGACGCAAAACCUAAUGUGUCCACUUUCUUGCAAGGCGAUAACUGGACUUUACGGUCAUUUGGAGGUUCCACUGUUAUUAAAUGUUGUGCAUCCCAAUCACUUCCCAUUUGGUCGAUCGGGAAAUUUACAAGUUCAAUUUGUGAACUAAAUCUCAAAAACAGUGUUGGAACUAAUCAUUGCUCUAAGAAUACAAUAUUUUAUAAGAUUAUAUAUACAAAUUCAGAUAUGACAUCUAUUCCGAAGUGUCUACUGCAUUCAAAUCAGACUGUUGUGAUAGAUUUUAAACGCAAUAAAAUUGAAAAUAUAACUGGAUCAGAUUUUGAAUGCUUUCCAUUCCUGGAUACAUUGGAUUUGUCAUAUAAUAAAAUCUCAAAUUUGGAAAAUACAACUUUCUUCAAACUGAAGAAUCUGAGGAAAUUAGAUUUAUCAUAUAAUGACAUACAGUAUAUAGAGCCAAGAACAUUUAGUUACCGACCCGGGUCGCUCCUAUUUAUCAAUCUUCGUGAAAACAAACUUAUAAGUGUUGACGUUACAAAUGUAUUAGUUGGUUACUGGUUUUCUAAACUUUAUCUCGACUUCAAUCAAAUAUCGAAAUUAACAAACAAAUUACACUGGAAAAUGGAACAUGCCACUGGUGGCGGAGAUAUAUUUAUGAGUCAUAAUAAAAUCUCGCACUUACCAAAUAUGUCAGAUAUUGGAUUUACCCGUCGUUCAAUUGUAAAAAUUAUAUCUUUCAAGUACAGCUUUCGUUUGGGACAUAACCCUUGGUUUUGUGAUUGCAGGUUUUCUUGGUUUGUUCCUAUAUUAAGAUUGGCCAGAAAUAAUUUUGACGUAGGAGGUCGGACGGUAUGCAAAUAUCCUAUCAGUUUGAGAGGAAAAUUGGCAGUUAAUGUACCAGAGGACCUUUUUAUAUGCAAUAUAUCAGUAAAACAAAAAUGUCCACUUAGCUGUAACUGUUUUGAACAACCUUCAAGAAAACGUGUUGUUGUGAAUUGUAGUCGUAGUAAAAAGUACGAAAUUCCAAGUGCAUUCCCUCAACAGUCUAAUUUAGAUAUUGAUUUGAGUCACAACUUAAUAACGAUUCUCGAAUACAGAGCAUAUCUAAAUCGCACGGUCGCGAUCGAUUUAUCAUUUAAUAAAAUCAAAAUUAUAGAUCCUCUCGUCUAUGGAAUUGAAACACUGAAACUUAUCAACGUUGAAAAUAAUCAAAUAACAGACCUUCAUCGAAAUAUACAGUUAAUGAAAAAUGGAAGGAAAGUUUUCAUAGGCAACAUUACAGUUGAGAAUUCCUGUAGAAAGAAAUGGAUUGCAAAUUGGUUGGAAUAUCAGAACAGGUUAUUGGUUAGACCUGAUCGGAUCGUAUGUCGACAGAGAAACGAAGAGUUAAUAUCAUUUUAUAUGACCGAUAACUGUAGUUUUCGAAAGAAGUAUUUAGCAUACGAGAAAUAUCUAAUUGUGGGUUCAUUUCUAAUCAUACUUAUAGCUACAUUAACGCGAAUAAUUUUUAAAUACGAAAUAUACUUACUUUUAAGGAAAUUCAGACAUAGAUUUAAGUUAAAUGUUAUCAACCCUGUCGAGCAGUCGUCUUUAUUUGAUAUUUAUAUGUCAUUCAGUGAAGACAAAGAAGACAUCAGACAAUGGAUGAUAGGUGUCUUAACGACACAUCUUGAAACAAUUGGUUUUAAAGUUUGUUUACCGCCAAGAGAUUUUGAUUUGGGUGGAGUCCAUGUUGAUCAAAUAAUGACUCACACCGCUAGCUCAAAAAAUUAUGUAGUUGUGUUGAGUGAUGAUUAUUUAAAAACACAAUACCAAGUUAUUGAAUGGGGUCAUAUCUGGAACAAUUACAAACGUAACAUUAACAGUAACAUUUUAGUCAUUAAUUAUGACAUGUUACACAGUAAAAACAUCAAAGAUCAAAUAUUAAAAGCUUUUCUGAGACUUCAUUUUUCCAUUGACUUUAGUAACUUUGAUAAACAAUGA
Messenger RNA from Mytilus trossulus (common blue mussel), 2196 nucleotides. Its product is annotated as protein toll-like. The transcript has 2 exons. The record is from RefSeq and is a predicted model, not a curated record. Gene Ontology annotation, biological process: signal transduction. Gene Ontology annotation, molecular function: protein binding. Lineage: Eukaryota; Metazoa; Mollusca; Bivalvia; Mytilida; Mytilidae. Bases 442 to 2196 code for a protein of 584 amino acids. Gene Ontology annotation, cellular component: plasma membrane.